This is a messenger RNA of Benincasa hispida (wax gourd), 1100 nucleotides long. RefSeq names its product peroxin4 (gene PEX4). The record is from RefSeq and is a predicted model, not a curated record. NCBI's taxonomy places the organism in Eukaryota, Viridiplantae, Streptophyta, Magnoliopsida, Cucurbitales, Cucurbitaceae.
UAAAUACAAUAAUCAGAAAAGAAAAAUAUAGAAAACAAUUUCAAUUCCCGAGAUUCAUCACCACAAGAAGCUACGAAUUACCAAAGGAAGACGGCCGAUAGAGUCUUGAAAAGGUUGCUGAUACGAAUACGAUAGACCGCAAACCACGCUCCAUAGAUAUCCUCUUCGAUUAAAGCUUUGGCGCUUCCCCUAUUGCGACAUCUUCAGUUUGCCUCGAGCUCGUAUCUGCACGACAAAUCGAUCUUAUUGUUGAUUUUUUUAUUGAGACCGGUUGCAGUUUGUCGGCCGGUAAUUUUGCUGGUUUGAGAAUUUUAGGCUUGAAGCUGCUUGUUUCGUCUGGGAGAAUCUAUAAUGCAGGCCUCAAGAGCAAGGUUGUUCAAGGAGUACAAAGAGGUUCAAAGAGAAAAGGUAGCAGAUCCAGAUAUUCAAUUGGUUUGUGAUGAUUCCAACAUUUUUAAAUGGACAGCCCUAAUCAAGGGACCGUCAGAGACUCCUUUUGAAGGUGGUGUCUUCCAGCUUGCCUUCUCCGUACCUGAGCAUUACCCUUUGCAACCUCCUCAAGUGCGGUUCUUAACGAAAAUUUUCCAUCCAAAUGUUCAUUUUAAGACGGGUGAGAUCUGCCUAGAUAUAUUGAAGAAUGCAUGGAGCCCAGCGUGGACUCUCCAAUCUCUUUGUAGGGCUAUAAUUGCUUUGAUGGCUCAUCCAGAACCUGAUAGCCCGUUAAAUUGUGAUUCUGGAAACCUUCUGCGUUCAGGCGAUGUCCGAGGAUAUCGAUCAAUGGCAAGGAUGUACACAAGGCUUGCUGCCAUGCCCAAAAAGGGUUGAUUUUCCAUUGCUUCCACUUUGCCAAACAUCGCUGCUGUCACCAAGGAGAUUACAGAAUGUGUUAAUUGGUCACACCAACAAAUUUGAUAAUCCAGACAUCUUAUGUAAAGUAGUAGUAAAGCAUAUUCCAUCUUCUGUGUGUUCACUUUUAUUUUUUUGGUUCACUAGAUGGAUUGCCUUGUGGUUCCCCCUUUCUCAUAAUUUUAAUUGUUCUAUGUGUUGAUAGUUCUGUCUUCAAUCUAAGAAAUCAAUACUUAUUUAGAUUUCUUUUUUAA